Molecule: messenger RNA, 840 nt
Organism: Vicia faba (fava bean)
Lineage: Eukaryota; Viridiplantae; Streptophyta; Magnoliopsida; Fabales; Fabaceae
Source: the annotation of a GenBank genome assembly
AUGGAGGCACUCUUCCAGGGUUCUUAUCUUCUAACCAAACCUCCAAAAACCGCUAUCAUGGCAAAUUCUCUUCGAUUCAACUUCACUUACUUUUCUUCUUCAUUUUCAUCUUCAGCGCAGUUUUCUAUUCAGAAUAAACCCAGUUCAUUAUCACUGGUUACCAAUGCUACUAAGAAAGGUAAGAAAGAAGAUAGCCAUAGCUUUGUACCCAAAUUCGGUGAAGUCACUGGGUUCUUCCCUGAAUCUGUUCUUCUUAAAAAGAAGGUAGUUGAGGAAGAUGGUAAACUUCUUCCGGAGUUUGAAGAUGAUGAUGAAAGAAAACUAUACGAAUCGUUGACACUUAAAGUGGAAACUGAUAUGAAUGCUGAAUUAUUGCGCCACUACGAGAUUGUUUACUUAAUUCAUGAAAAGCAUGAUGAAGAGGUUGCAUCUGUCAAUGAGAAAAUUCAAGACUUUUUGAGGGAGAAGAAAGCAACAGUGUGGAGAUUUAGUGAUUGGGGUAUGAGAAAGUUGGCUUACAAAAUACAGAAAGCUAAUAAUGCACACUACAUUUUAAUGAACUUCGAGUUGGAUGCGAAAUAUAUCAACGAGUUCAAGACUUUGUUGGACAAAGAUGAAAGAAUCAUUCGACAUCUUCUGGUAAAGAUGGACGAAGCAGUCACUGAAGAUUGCCCUCCCCCUAUCGAGUUUAGCACAAUUGAUGAUGAAGACGAAGAAGAUGAUGAUGAACUUGACGAAUGGGAUGACGAAGAGGAAGAGGAAGAGGAAGAGGAAGAUGGCUAUGAUGACGAUGACGGAGUAAUCAUUGUAGACGAUGAUGAUUUGGGAAUGUUGACCUGA